Salmo salar (Atlantic salmon) is the source of this 2761-nucleotide messenger RNA. The record is from RefSeq and is a predicted model, not a curated record. NCBI's taxonomy places the organism in Eukaryota, Metazoa, Chordata, Actinopteri, Salmoniformes, Salmonidae.
UCUGUCUCUCUCUCUCUCUCUCUCUCUCUCUCUCUCUGUUAUCUCUCUCUCUGUCUCUCUCUCCCAUGGGAUUUUUCUGAAGUUCAUGUACGUCAUAGAAACUUUUGAUUGACGUCCCCGCAGUCCAUUUGUAGCCAACUGUUCUGACCGUAACGUAACCCGGUCGGAAUUCCCGUUAAAAAGACGUCAAUGGUCCCAUUUGAACGAUUGAACGCAAUCCGCUGUGUACGGAAAAAAGAGGGUGAUGAAAAUUAGUCAACAGCAUCCUAUGGCGAAUACAGAGAUUCAACAAUAUAUACAAGGCAACUACGGGCAACAACAACGUCAUAGUCUUUCUGACCAGACAGCAUCAGAUGGAUACGCUAGACAUACUGAGACAGAGGGGCGAUGUUUUGUUCACUCGGAUGCUUUAAACGAGCGGGUUGUUAAGGUGGACAGCGAGGCAAAGCGGUCACCUGCGACUUCGACAGCCCUGAUAGAGAGCUAUGCUGAGCCUGAUGUCUAUAAGAUAGGUAUUGAGGUGUCAGAUCCGGGGGAGGAGUAUGUGAUGUCAUACAGCCUAAGGGGGCUGGCCCUCAUCUUCAACCAGGAAUACUUCUCCCCAGAGCUCCGCCUCCCUCAUCGCCAUGGUACCAAAGCUGACAAGAACAACCUUUUGCGACGACUAGAGGAGCUAAGUUUUGCUGUGAGGCCGUAUGACAACCUGACCAGACAGGAGGUCCGGGCUGUCAUAGACGAUGCUGUGAACUGGAACCAUGCGGAGGCAGAUUGUUUCCUGUGUGUGUUUCUGAGCCACGGGGAGAAUGAGUGCGUGUUCGCCAGAGACGGAAAACUCUCCAUCCGAGACUUGACACACACCUUCAAAGGAGACCGCUGUUCUAGUCUGGUGGGCAAGCCCAAGAUCUUCAUCUUCCAGGCGUGUCGUGGGGAUAAACAUGACGAUCCAGUCAGUCCUGUAGUAGACGUGGUGGACUGUGAGGUUCACACUAACCAGCUGGUCGUGGAUGCUGGGACGGUACACACACUUCCUGCUGGAGCGGACUUCCUGAUGUGCUACUCUGUGGCCGAGGGUUAUUUCUCCCACAGAGAGACAUUGAAUGGAUCGUGGUACAUCCAGGACCUAUGUGAAGUGCUACAGGAGUAUGGAACGCGCCUGGAGAUCACAGAGAUGUUGACGCUAGUUAACCGCAGGGUGUCGCUGCGACGCGUACAGAACUGUGCCGACCGCAACGCCAUCGGGAAGAAACAGGUCCCCUGCUAUACCUCUAUGCUCACAAAGAAACUUUACUUCAGAUCCAAGAAGCUCUGAGACAAGAUUGCAACUUUACUUCAGAUCCAAGAAGCUCUGAAACAAGAUAGCAACUUUACUUCAGAUCCAAGAAGCUCUGAGACAAGAUAGCAACUUUACUUCAGAUCCAAGAAGCUCUGAGACAAGAUAGCAACUUUACUUCAGAUCCAAGAAGCUCUGAGACAAGAUAGCAACUUUACUUCAGAUCCAAGAAGCUCUGAAACAAGAUAGCAACUUUACUUCAGAUCCAAGAAGCUCUGAAACAAGAUAGCAACUUUACUUCAGAUCCAAGAAGCUCUGAGACAAGAUAGAAGACAAGAUACUCAUAUGAACCUCUAACACAGAUUUAUGUCUCAAUUCAAGCCUUAGUGCUGGAGCCCUUACAAUACUGUACCAGAUUCAAGAUACUCAACUGAGGCAAGACAUUCUACAUGAUCUGCUACAGGUUCACAACAAGACAUUCUACAUGAUCUACUGCAGGUUCACAACAAGACAUUCUACAUGAUCUGCUACAGGUUCACAACAAGACAUUCUACAUGAUCUGCUACAGGUUCACAAGACAUUCUACUCUACAGAAUCAAGACACUGAACAAAGAUAUUCUGAGACACUAAAAAACUAAAUAUAUAUUACAAGAUCAAGAUUCUGCACUUAGACAAGAUACUCUACUACCAAUUCACAAUCAUAGAGAUCCUAUUAAAUCACUAGAAAGGGGGGGGCUGUGUUGUAGACCCUCAAAGUUCCAUAAUGGGGUGAAAAUGGCAGCCAUAUUGGUCAGGGAGAAAUCCAAACCAGUCCAGUAGGUCGUUAUCAGUACAACUUCACAAUAAGGUGCAAAGCGUUGGAUUUGGCAGCUAGGGGGCCAAGGAGAACCCUCAGCUCCAGCUAAAACCAUUGACAAAUACGUGUCGUUUUCAAGGGAUUGUUAAAUAAAGGAAUUCAAGGGAUUGUUAAACUCUUUGUGUUUUGAUAUCAUCAGGUCUUGAAGAGCCUAGUGAGAACUACCCAUUUCCUAUUAUUCCACAUUGAGCUCUGUCAUCAGACGUAUACAACAAUUAACUGCAUGCUUUUCAUGAUCAGUAAACAUCAAUUGAUCCUUGUAUUUUCAUAUACGUGAGGCUAGUCAGAUCCAUUUGGCGUGUAGCUAGCUAGCUAAGCUUAGCAACCCACGUGUCAUUUAGCAUGCUUCGUCAGAGAUUAGGCUUUUGGGAAGAGCUCGUCAUCGGCAAGUCCUCGUCCUGGUAAAGUUGUCAGUUGGACUUCUGUCACCACCACUAUAGAUUGAUUUUCUUUCCAACAAUAUUUGGAUAUAGCCGUCUAGUUUAUCCCCUGAAAGUUAACUUGUUAACCAGCCAUAUCGACUGAUCUGUUAUUAGCUUGUUAACUAGCCAUAUUGACUGAUCUGUUAUUAGCUUGUUAACUAGCCAUAUUGACUGAUCUGUUAUUAGCUAGCUAGCCAUAUUGACUGAUCUGUU